Funneliformis geosporum is the source of this 766-nucleotide messenger RNA. The record is from the annotation of a GenBank genome assembly. NCBI's taxonomy places the organism in Eukaryota, Fungi, Glomeromycota, Glomeromycetes, Glomerales, Glomeraceae.
AUGGAUUUGAUCCUAAAAAGGCAUGUUAAAGAAAUAAAUAUCUUAUGCCGUGGUAAAACAUUCUCCUUGAAAAAUCUCUGGGGUCCACAUAAGUUUCGCUCAUUAUUUAAAUUAUAUAAUUUAAUCACAUCACCUGAUCGUUCGGGUCACCCGGAUCAAGAAAAUUCAAAAUAUCAUCUAUUUAUUAUAAUUGACAAUGACUUAGGCGAACAACUGCUUGAAUCUGUAGAAAUUGAAAGUGAUACGGAUGACGAUAACAACAAUAUACAGUAUAAAACAAAUGAAAUAAAAGUAGAAGAAUGUAAUUCUACAUAUAAUGAUAUAUCUCAAAUUCGUUUACAAGUUCUCUUGUCUGGUAUAUCUAAUGAUGAUAUUCAAGAAAUAUGGCAAGUUUCCUAUAUUACACUUCAUCAAGACCUGACUCUUAAGGAUGCAACAUCACUUUGUACCUGUGAUUUAGGAUUAAGUAAAUCUGCUACUGAAGCUGCCGAUAAUGAAACUUAUGGAAUUAUUCCUUAUGUGGCCCCAGAGGUUCUUCAAGGGCAAAAAUAUACUAAAAAAUCAGAUAUUUAUAGUUUUGGUAUGAUUAUGUGGGAAUGUAUGACAGGCAGAAGACCUUUUUGGGAUUGUGCUCAUGAUACUGAGCUGAUUCUUGAUAUUUGUGAUGGCUUACGUCCUCCAAUUGGUGAUAUUGCAGCACCUGAAGGUUAUAUUGAGCUAAUGAAAAAAUGUUGGGACCCUAACCCAAAUAAAAGGCUAGCUACUU